This is a messenger RNA of Eptesicus fuscus (big brown bat), 967 nucleotides long. RefSeq names its product DnaJ heat shock protein family (Hsp40) member B7 (gene DNAJB7). Gene Ontology annotation, biological process: positive regulation of proteasomal ubiquitin-dependent protein catabolic process; protein refolding. Gene Ontology annotation, cellular component: cytosol; endoplasmic reticulum membrane. Bases 1 to 921 code for a protein of 306 amino acids. Lineage: Eukaryota; Metazoa; Chordata; Mammalia; Chiroptera; Vespertilionidae. The record is from RefSeq and is a predicted model, not a curated record. The transcript has a single exon. Gene Ontology annotation, molecular function: ATPase activator activity; Hsp70 protein binding.
AUGGUAGAUUACUAUGAAGUUCUAGGAGUGCAGAGAUCUGCUUCAUGUGCGGACAUUAAAAAGGCUUAUCAUAAAGUGGCACUUAAAUGGCACCCUGAUAAAAAUCCAGAAAAUAAAGAAGAAGCGGAGAGAAAAUUCAAAGAAGUAGCUGAAGCGUAUGAGGUAUUAUCAAAUGAUGAAAAACGGGACAUUUAUGAUAAAUAUGGCAAAGAAGGAUUAAAUGGCGAAGGCGGAAGUAAUAUUGAUGAUUCUUUUGAAUAUGGCUUCACAUUCCAUAAGCCAGAUGAUGUCUUUAAAGAAAUUUUUGGUGAAAGGGACUCAUUUUUAUGUCUUUUCUUUGAAGACACACUUGAGGACCUUUUAAGGAGUCCAAGAAGUUCCUAUAGAAGCAGAAACAGAGGUGCAAGAUCCUUUUUCUCUACCUCCCGUGACUAUCCAGUUUUUGAGAGGUUUUAUGAAUAUGAUACAAGAUAUACACCAUAUGAUUCACUGGGCCAUGAAGACAUUCAUUCUUUCUCUUCCCUGGCGUUUGAUGACAGUGGGAUGGACAACUACACACCUUUCACUUCACAUAAAACUGUUAACGGCAGAAAGACCAAUACAAGCAGAAUUAUUGAGGAAAGAGAAGGUGAAGAUGAUGGCGAGUUAGAGUCCUUCCUCAUUAUAAACGAUGUGGCAGAUGAAGAGGGCUUUGCAGAACACAGCUGGAGAAGACAGUCACUUGACAAUUAUUCACCAAAGUCCUACAGCUCCAAACAUGUACCUCCAUACACUUGUGUGGAAAAUGAGCAACGUAUACCGUGGGUCACCAGCAACAAGGAUCCCCCUGUUUUCUCAGCAGGAUUCAAAGAAGGUGGUAAGAGGAAAAAAAAGAAGCAUAAAGAGGUGCACAAGAAGAAGUCAACCAAAAGGAAUCGUUAAAUUGGCUCUUCAGACACAUUAUGUUCAUAUAACAUUUGGAACACGA